UCUGGUUUUGUCGUGCAUAUCCCUCUUGAGUUCUGAAAGCAACAGAGAUGGAUUUUCAUGGCGAAACUUAAAAUGGAAGGGAGAAAUUUGGUGGGUACUGGGGUUUCGAAUAAAGAAAUGGUCCUCAGGCAUUAAUGGAAAUUGUUUUUGGAAAUGGUGGUUCUGGCGUCGGAGCAGAUUUCUUUCUCGUAAUUCCUAUGGGUUUGGGUUUGGGUUCGUGAAGGUUGUUGAAGGAUCGGUGGUUGAUAUCGAUUUCAAUUUGUCCGAGAUUGGUUUUUUUAUCGGUUUUGUCCGUAGAUGGCAGCGGGUUGGGAGACAUUGGUGGAUUAAUGACUGAAGCUUGUAUUCUGAAAUUUCUAGGGUUCAUGCCAUUUUUUUUGAAGCAUUUGGUGACCUUGUACAAUGUUGCUGAAUGUAGUAGUUUCUGUUGGUUGGUAAAGUUGGAGCCUUUUGAAUUUACAAAGGCUUUCUACCUGGUUCUUCCUUUUUUUGGGUCGUUUUCUAUAACGCUUUUACUGAAUUUGUAGCUCCAUUGAUAGGUUGGUCUGGUGGGUCCCUUUAAAGAACUAGAGUUUCUCAGUUGGGUGUGGCUUUUCGAGUUUUUCUGUUUGUGGGUUCAGUUAAUUUUUGAUUUUUUUUUUUAAAGUAUGGUUUACAACUAGAGAGAAUGAUUUGAAGGGGUUUCAGAUACCUGUGAGGAACUGGAGGUUCUCUUUCGAUAACUUAAGAUGAGGAGAUCCAAGGGCGACCCUCCUGCUGGGAGGAGAUUCAAGUUGUCUCAUCUUCUGUUGGUUGUAGGGGCAUUAUACUUGCUUUUUAUGUCCCUCAAGCUUCCUCAUUUCUUGGAGAUUGCAACUGUGUUGAGCGGGGAUGACAGUUUUGUUGGGAUGGAUCGAUUGACAGAAGCUGAGGAAGGUGGGGAUAUAAGCAAGCCCCUCUUUAGUUCAGUUUACAAGGAUACUUUUCAUAGGAAAUUGGAAGAUGAUCAAUACAAUGCUGCACCACAAAUGCCUAGGAAGGAACCAUUUCGAGAGCAACAGGGUAAGUCCCUGUCUAUCAAGCCUCUUCAGUAUCACUUUGGUCGGAUAACAGGGGAAAUUAUGAGGAGAAGGAAUAAAACAAUGGAUCUCUCUGUGCUAGAAAGAAUGGCAGAUGAGGCAUGGACAUUGGGCCAGAAGGCAUGGGAAGAGAUUGAGAAUUUUGAUUCAGAGGAAACGAAUCAGAGCUCUUUGGUUGAAGCAAACCCUGAGCCAUGCCCUUCAUCAGUAUCAGUGAGUGGAGAAGAACUUGGUAAUGGAGAACAUGUCAUGUUUCUUCCUUGUGGUCUUGCUGCAGGCUCUUCUAUAACGGUGGUUGGGACACCUCAUAAUGCUCAUGAGGAGUUUUUGCCUCAGCUAGCAAGGUUGAAGCAUGGAAAUCCUAGGGUCUUCAUUUCACAAUUUAUGGUUGAAUUGCAAGGGCUGAAAACAGUUGAUGGAGAGGAUCCACCAAAGAUUCUUCAUUUGAAUCCUCGAUUGAAAGGUGACUGGAGCCAUCGACCAGUCAUCGAGCACAAUACAUGUUAUAGGAUGAAGUGGGGAACAGCUCAGAGGUGCAAUGGAUUGCCAUUCAAGAAUGAUGAUGACAUGCUGGUUGAUGGAUUUGGAAGAUGUGAGAGAUGGAUGCGGAAUGAUAUUGUAGAUCCAAAAGAGUCCAAGACAACAUCAUGGUUCAAACGAUUCAUAGGACGUCCCCAGAAGCCAGAAGUGACAUGGCCAUUUCCUUUUGUGGAGGGAAGAUUGUUUAUCCUGACCAUACAAGCUGGUUUGGAAGGAUACCACAUCAAUGUUGGUGGUCGACAUGUGACUUCUUUCCCUUAUCGUAUGGGGUUUACUCUUGAAGAUGCAACAGGAUUAGUAAUUAAAGGUGAUGUUGAUGUGCAUUCUGUGCAUGCAACAUCUCUUCCCAGUUCUCAUCCUAGUGUCUCACCCCGGCAAAUCUUGGAGAUGUCAGAAAAGUGGAGAGCUCCUCCUUUGCCAAGCACUCCUGUUCAACUUUUUAUUGGGAUUCUCUCUGCUACAAAUCACUUUGCAGAGCGUAUGGCAGUUAGAAAGACCUGGAUGCAAUCUUCUGCAUUCAAGUCUUCAAAAGUGGUGGCUCGUUUCUUUGUGGCAUUGAAUCCAAGGAAGGAGGUGAAUGCAGUGCUAAAGAAAGAGGCAGCUUACUUCAGUGAUAUUGUGAUUCUGCCAUUUAUGGAUCGCUACGAACUUGUGGUUCUUAAAACAAUUGCCAUCUGUGAGUUUGGGGUUCGCAAUUUGACUGCUGCUUAUGUCAUGAAAUGUGAUGAUGACACAUUUGUUAGGGUGGAUACUGUAUUAACAGAAAUUCAGGGAAUCUCCCAGAAGAAGUCCCUUUAUAUGGGCAAUCUCAAUCUCUUGCACAGGCCUCUCAGAAGUGGAAAAUGGGCGGUCACUUAUGAGGAAUGGCCGGAAGAAGUAUAUCCUCCUUAUGCCAACGGACCUGGAUACAUUAUUUCAAUCGACAUUGCCAGAUUUAUUGUUGCUCAACAUACCAAUCAUAGCCUAAGGCUGUUCAAGAUGGAAGACGUGAGCAUGGGAAUGUGGGUUGAGCAAUUCAACGGUACAAAGUUUGUCCAAUACUCCCACAAUUGGAAAUUUUGUCAAUAUGGGUGCAUGCCAGAUUAUUAUACUGCACAUUAUCAGUCACCGAGGCAGAUGAUCUGUUUGUGGGACAAGUUGGCAAGAGGUCGGGCUCACUGCUGCAAUUUUAGAUGACAUUCAACAGCUUUGAUCAUUGAAGAGAUCUUGUAGCCCUCCCCCUCAUUUCUUCCCACCGUUUUCCCCUCAAUUUUUUUGGCGCGUUGUAAUAUUUCAUGCAAUUUUGGUCUGCUUCUGGGUCUUUACGUGUUGAUCGGUCACUGCAUUUACUUGGAAGAGUGUUUAGGUCAUGGCCACAGUCCCUGCAUGUGGCUCAAUUGCAACUGAGGCCAUUGUAAAAGUAUAUUGUAUAUGGUCUUAGGAGGUUGACGUUUUGAUGUAACACUGUAAGAGAGAGAGAGAGAGCCGUUCUAUUAUGAUCAUCUUUGUGCUGAUUACCCAAUGUUGUAAGUAUACACGAAUCACGAUAUAGGCCUACCCCUUAGGCCUUUA
Nelumbo nucifera (sacred lotus) is the source of this 3149-nucleotide messenger RNA. RefSeq names its product Galactosyltransferase family protein. The record is from RefSeq and is a predicted model, not a curated record. Gene Ontology annotation, molecular function: carbohydrate binding; hydroxyproline O-galactosyltransferase activity. Lineage: Eukaryota; Viridiplantae; Streptophyta; Magnoliopsida; Proteales; Nelumbonaceae. Gene Ontology annotation, cellular component: Golgi membrane.